AUGAUCGGAGAUGCUUUCUUGGUAAAGUGCCCUGCUCAAUACACGUGUCUACCAAGCGGUGAUUGCUGCGAAAACAGCCAAGUAGUUCUUCCUCCUGAUGAGUGCAAAGAUUUCAUGGAGCACUGCGACAGCCUUCAAUGCGAUCAUGUUGACUUUAUCGAGUUCGCUCGUGCCAACUGCGCGAAAACGUGCAACUACUGCUUUGAAAACUCCACGCUGCCACCAGAGUACUCGUGCACGGAUCUGCUCGAGGAUUGUCACGAUCGCUUGGAUCUUUGUCGUGACAAGGAUUUCAUUGAUAUGAUGGCGGUAUUUUGCCCUCGAUCGUGCAUGCUUUGCACCCACAGAGCACGAGACGAAGAAUGCCACGAAUUAGUUGAUGACUGCGCAUCUCGUGAGAAGUUCUGCACCACCGUGAAGACAUCAGAAUACCAAAAGAGAAUGGGCUGUGGAAAGACUUGUGGAAAGUGCUGA
Messenger RNA from Cooperia oncophora, 474 nucleotides. Lineage: Eukaryota; Metazoa; Nematoda; Chromadorea; Rhabditida; Trichostrongylidae. The record is from the annotation of a GenBank genome assembly.